This is a messenger RNA of Prunus armeniaca (apricot), 627 nucleotides long. Lineage: Eukaryota; Viridiplantae; Streptophyta; Magnoliopsida; Rosales; Rosaceae. The record is from the annotation of a GenBank genome assembly.
AUGAAUAUGGAAGUUGAGAAAGUUGUCCUAGAUAAGGCUCAUCAAAAUGCUCAGUAUAUUUCCAAUGACAUACAAAAACAAAUCUUGCAUAUUUUUGCUACCAAUGUGAGGAAGACAAUUUGUAGAGAACUUGGGAUGAACAAAUUUUGUAUUCUUGUUGACGAAUCACUUGAUGAAUCGGGUAAAGAACACAUGGCUAUUAUUGAGCAUAUAUGUAAACUUGCUCAGAAAUUCUAUCCUGCUGAUUUCAUUCCUCAUGAGUUGAAAGCUUUAGAAGUAGAGCUCAAGUAUUUUCAGAAUGAUAUAAAACGUCUUCCAUGCUUUAAGGAAAUCACUACUCUUUCUCAGUUAUGUCAACAAUUGGUGGAAACAACUUUGGGGAAAAACUACUAUUUGAUUAACAGGUUGGUUCGGUUGGUGUUGACUUUUCCUGUUUCUAUAGCAACAACGGAACGAGCUUUCUCAUGUAUGAGAAUUAUUAAGAAUCGACUUCGAAGCACCAUAAGUGAUGAAUUUCUUGGUGAUUGUAUGAUCCUCCACAUUGAAAGAGAGUUUGCCAAUGCUAUUGACAAUGCAUCCAUAAUUGAGGAAUUUAAGAGUUCUAAGCCUCGUAGGGUUAGAUUUUAG